Messenger RNA from Harpegnathos saltator (Jerdon's jumping ant), 3479 nucleotides. RefSeq names its product dorsal (gene Dl). Gene Ontology annotation, biological process: cellular response to stress; non-canonical NF-kappaB signal transduction; innate immune response. The record is from RefSeq and is a predicted model, not a curated record. NCBI's taxonomy places the organism in Eukaryota, Metazoa, Arthropoda, Insecta, Hymenoptera, Formicidae. The coding region runs from base 1 to 2454 and encodes 817 amino acids. Gene Ontology annotation, cellular component: nucleus; cytoplasm. The transcript has 6 exons. Gene Ontology annotation, molecular function: DNA-binding transcription factor activity, RNA polymerase II-specific; RNA polymerase II cis-regulatory region sequence-specific DNA binding.
AUGGAACAGUUUAAUAACAUGACUAGUGAAAAUAUCAAUAUAAGUGAUAUCUUGGAGGUCAUCCAAACCACUGAUCCUGGUUCUAUGGCUACAAUAGCCAUGGAUAACGAACAACCAUAUGUUAAAAUCAUGGAACAGCCAGCCAGUAAAGCACUCAGAUUUCGUUAUGAGUGCGAAGGCAGAUCUGCUGGCAGCAUACCUGGUGCCAACAGUACACCAGAGAACAAAACUUUCCCCAGUAUACGAAUUAUAGGUUACAAAGGUCGCGCUAUGGUGGUUGUGUCAUGUGUGACGAAAGAUGCACCGUACAGGCCUCACCCUCACAACCUUGUUGGCAAGGAAGUAUGUAAGCAGGGUGUUUGUACAGUGGAAGUUCCAGCAGGAAAUAUGAUUGUCACCUUUUCAAAUCUGGGUAUUCAGUGCGUAAAGAAGAAGGACAUUGAAGAAGCACUCAAAGUGCGCGAGGACUUACGUGUAGACCCGUUUCGAACUGGCUUCGAACAUAAGAAACAACCGACUAACAUAGAUCUCAAUGCAGUGAGAUUGUGUUUUCAAGUUUUCCUAGAAGGUUCGCGGAAAGGAAAAUUCACCAGGCCUCUAACGCCUAUUGUUUCCGACCCUAUUUACGACAAAAAAGCGAUGUCGGAUCUUGUGAUUUGUAAACUGAGCCACUGUAGCGCAUCGGUAGCCGGUGGUAUGGAAAUGAUUUUACUGUGCGAGAAAGUCGCGAAGGAGGACAUACAAGUGAGAUUUUUCGAGGAGGAUGACGGGCAACUACUCUGGGAGGGUUUCGGUGACUUCCAACCGACGCAUGUACAUAAACAAACGGCAAUCGCGUUCAGGACGCCUACCUAUCGUAUGCAGCAAGUGGAGCAGCCGGUGCAAGUGCACAUUCAGCUGAAGAGGCCGUCGGACGGCGCCACGAGCGAGCCGCUGCCCUUCCAGAUGCUACCGCUGGGUACAGGUAGGCCCGCUUUCUGGUCUUUGCGGAAAGCAUUCGCCAGGAAGAAGGCGGAUUACAGCACCUUCAGUAAAAUUCUGGCUACAGAGACCGCUCUGCUGUCCAAUGUUUCCGCGCCCAAAUUCCCUCGUAAUAUCGACGAGUUCAAUAACAACGAUCUUGACGCGAAGAGAUCGAACGGUAAAAUCUCGGCGUUGCGCGCCUUAAACGACCUGUACAACGUGAGAAAUCACAUAGACGCUUGUAACGGCGAUUUGAAGGCGAUAAUCAAUUCCGCACAAAACGAUCAGAUCGCGAAGAGCACUGUGUUGGAUUACGAGAACAAUGAAGUGACAGUAAUUCCCGAGAAUUAUCGCGACGCGGACAAUAACAAGGAUGUUACCAAAUUGUAUACGCUUGGCAACAAUCAUAAUCUAGAGAACGACACGUUUAUCACCGAUUAUAACAAAGAGGGCACCAUCGGAGUGGUUCCUCAUGUGAAGUCCGACAUGCAGAACGACAGCGCAUUCGCAUCGAAAGAUCAGAUGAAGAUUGGCAACUCGAGGGAGAGGUCCGACUGGUUCGACUAUUCAGAAAUCGGAAAAUGGGUGCAGAAGGGGCAAGCGUGCCUGAAGGAGAAGAACGACGAGACAGAAUUGAAGAGUGAAACCGAAAGUGGCAAUAAAUCCUUCAACGAGUUCUUAUCGCAGGUGGCUGAGCUCGACCAGAUCUAUGCCGACACGCACACCAAGCUGGUGCAGGCGGCCUUGGAACCGAACGCUCAUCCACAAUUGAUGGACGUGGACGUUUGCGACAAUCAGACAUACACCAGCCUGCAAAUGGCCAUGAAGAAUCCAAUUGAACUGUUCGACAUUACCGACGAACGGAAAUACGAGGACAUAGCCACACCGAAGCAAGACGCUGAAGUGCCCGUGUCGCCUCCAACGUUGGCGGCCAAGAGAGACGUGACGCGCGAAGCCGAGGAACGAUUGCCACCCUUGCCGCCGAAACGAAUACGCAAGAUGCCGUCGAUGCCGCUCCUACCGCGUCCGAUAUCCUCCCAAACGCUCGCCGACUCUUCCACUUCCGAGGCACCGAACAAGAAUUUACCGUCUUUACCCGACACCUUGCCCAAGCAUUCAAAGCAAGGGCUCUUCUCGAAAUUGUUCGCCAAGAAGACCAAGAAGGACAAGUGCUCGGUACCGAAUCUAAGCAUGGACAGCGACUCUUCGCUUAACACCUCGUAUUCGCUGAAGAACUCCAUACAAGACGCCUCGCAGUUGCAACUGCCGCGUCCUAGUAUGACAAGCGUUACGAGUGUCAAGUCUCUGAGACUGGAUGACGACGAUGACGACAUAACACCGCCCUAUGGCGCGGAUUUGACCGAGGCCGAGCAUUACGCCCUGUACACCACUAUGGCACCGCACGCGACCGCCUCAGAGUUCGACGACAUGUCGUUCUAUUACAGUCUGGUCGAAGGUGGCAAGAUAUUGACGGAAGCUAAAGAGACCUAGAGCCAGGCUUGAACUGAUCGCUCAUUGAUAUCGUUUUGUUUGCAUACUGCCAAGAGUCAAAAGUAUAACGCUCGUACGCGAGAGAGCUUUCUCUCCGAUUCUGACUUCACAAUACCUCCGUGAGAGGUAUUGUGUUGUGUUGCAGUUAACUCUUGAUUGAUAUUACUGUCACUUCUUGUUGUUGCAACGAGUCUCCAUGGCUCUCGACGCGACUCACGUUUCAACGAUACAUCUAUAUACCAAAGAUUUCUCCAAGGGAAGCGAAAAUCAAGAACUGCGUACUGUGUUUGAGAAGCACGUUUCCCCAUUUAGAAUAUUCAAUUCAUAUUGAUAUAUUAAUUCUUUUGUUACGGUUAUUUCUUUCGACGCAUUUACUUGAGUGUGCAGAAACCUAAUCUAGUCGAUUUAUUAGUACCUUUCACUUAUAGUAUGUUUUCUUUUUUUUUUUCUAUGGUUUUUACAAGUGAGAUAUUAAUUCGCGAAGAGAGAUCGCGUUAUAUAUAGGUAUAUUUAUUAUCAAGCAAUCAGUUGUUCACCUUCUCUUCUCUUUUCUAGUCGAGCCCAAUGCUGUUACAUUUUCGUAUACUUUUGAUAUACGUUGCUUUACUACUUGUAUCAUGUUGUUAAGUUUUGUACGGUACUUACGAGUUUUUACGCAAUUGUCUCGCUCCACUCGCGUUUGUUACGGACUACUGACUUUCUCACGUUCUCAACGAUACUUAACUGUACGCAGGCUCAAAUUGUCCAGAAUGAAUAUUAUCUCUUUGUAACGUAAUUUUAUAUGCGUCACGGCCAAAGUCCGAAAUAUCGCGAGUCGGUUUCUUGGCGAUUUUGGCAAUUUUUUCUUUCCCGGCACGCUACGUGAUCAUUGUACUUGUUGGAUAAUCGGUCAACUCGGUCAGCUAAACAAAUAAUUGAAUAUCUUGGAUAUUUCACGGGUUACCUGCUAUCUCGGAUUUUGGCCGUAACACGUGCAUUCAGGAGAGAUCUCUCUGUAAGGUUCAAAUAUACGAGGCCUUUUACUA